Molecule: messenger RNA, 7031 nt
Organism: Pseudophryne corroboree (corroboree frog)
Lineage: Eukaryota; Metazoa; Chordata; Amphibia; Anura; Myobatrachidae
Gene: TBX15
Product: T-box transcription factor 15
Exons: 8
Coding region: 123-1931 (602 amino acids)
Biological process (GO): positive regulation of DNA-templated transcription; regulation of transcription by RNA polymerase II; cell fate specification
Cellular component (GO): nucleus
Molecular function (GO): DNA-binding transcription factor activity, RNA polymerase II-specific; RNA polymerase II cis-regulatory region sequence-specific DNA binding
Source: RefSeq, a predicted model, not a curated record
AUGGGUGGGCAGUGGGCAGCCCGGCCCCCAGUCACACAGCAGCCCAGCAGUGUGGAUCAGUCAGCGGGGCAGCAGCACAGAGGGUGCCCCAUGCAGGGCUCGGCCGGUGCCAGCUGGGGACGAUGAGUGACCGGAGGAGAGCCGCAGUCACCCUCAGCUCCCGGGCACAUGCCUUCUCGGUGGAGGCGCUGAUCGGGGGGCACAAGAAGAGGAAGCUCCGGGACUGGCAGCCGGAUAAGGGAUUGGAUUUGUCUAUGGACGGUCUGAGUCCACAUGGGGAGCUGGGGGAGGGAGAUGAGCCGGGACCCUGCCUGGAUCUCAACCCUGAUUCUGAACACAGCACAAGCUCAGACACAGAGGUCUUGGCUGAGAGAACAUCCUGCUCCUAUGAAUCGUGCCCGGACUUGGCUCCAUCUCGGGUCCCUGACCCUCAGCCUUUGUCUGUAUCGUCUAUGGAUGAGAUCCAAGUGGAACUGCAGUGUGCGGACCUCUGGAAGAGAUUCCAUGACAUCGGGACAGAGAUGAUCAUCACCAAGGCAGGCAGGCGAAUGUUCCCGGCUAUGCGAGUUAAGAUCUCGGGUUUGGACCCUCAUCAGCAGUAUUAUAUUGCAAUGGACAUCGUACCUGUAGACAACAAGAGAUACAGGUACGUCUACCACAGCUCCAAAUGGAUGGUGGCCGGAAACGCAGACUCCCCAGUUCCUCCGCGAGUCUACGUCCAUCCAGACUCUCUGGCUUCUGGGGACACCUGGAUGAGGCAGGUGGUCAGCUUUGACAAACUCAAACUCACCAACAAUGAGCUGGAUGACCAGGGACAUAUAAUCCUGCACUCCAUGCACAAGUACCAGCCCCGUGUCCACGUCAUUAGGAAGGAUUUCAGCAGCGAGCUAUCACCCACCAAGCCGGUCCCAACGGGAGACGGUGUGAAGACCUUCAACUUCCCAGAAACCGUCUUCACCACUGUGACUGCCUAUCAGAACCAGCAGAUUACAAGGCUGAAGAUUGACCGAAACCCCUUUGCCAAAGGAUUCCGGGACUCGGGGAGAAACCGCACGGGCCUGGAGGCCAUCAUGGAGACGUACGCGUUCUGGAGACCACCGGUCCGCACUCUUACCUUUGAAGAUUUUACAACCAUGCAGAAGCAGCAAGGAGGCAGCACAGGGACGUCGCCUACGACCUCCAGCACCGGGACUCCGUCGCCCUCGGCCUCCUCCCACCUCCUCUCGCCAUCUUGCUCUCCUCCCACCUUCCAUCUGGCCCCCAACUCCUUCAACGUUGGCUGCCGGGAAAAUCAGCUGUGCAACCUCAAUCUGUCCGAGUACCCUGCCUGCGCCAGGAGCAACAUGUCCGCACUCCAGAACUACCCAGGUCUGAGCGAUAACGGAUACAACAGGUUACAAGGAGGGAACUCCGCCGGCACCCAGCCAUCCGAUACCUUUAUGCCCCAGAGGACUUCAUCCUUAAUUUCUGGGAUGCCAACCCCUUCAUCUUUGCCAAGCAACAGCAAGAUGGAUGCAUACGGUGGGCAGCUGGGCUCUUACCCCACCUCCCAGUUCCAGUAUAUGAUGCAGGCAGGAAACCCUUCCUCCAGCUCCUCCUCCUCACACAUGUUUGGAAGCAGUCACAUGCAACAAGGUUCUUACAACGCCUUCUCCAUUCACAACCCUUACAACCUCUAUGGAUACAACUUCCCCGGCUCUAGCCGCCUGGCCGCGAGCCCCGAGAAACUGACUGCACCCCAAGGCACUUUACUCUGCUCCUCUCCAUCCAACGUUGCUUUUAGCGACAGACAGUACCUGUCCUCUGGCAUGGAGGCCAUGCAUAUGAUUGGCAACCCAUCAGCCAAUCAGCAGGCAGCAAAUGCCUGUGACAGCAGACAGUAUGGCGCUGUCCCAGGGUCGUCAUCACAAAUGUCUGUGCACAUGGUUUAAAGAGCAUCUGGGUCUUCAUCGGUUGGACAGUAGAAACCUCAGUGCCUUACAUUAGCCGCAGAUACGUGGAGACGUGGCGCUUGCUGUCAUCUCCUGGGACAAUCAUGUAGCAGAUAUACAAUGCAAAUAUCAUGGAUGUAUUUUUCAGCAUAAAUGCCACUUGUAGAACCCUCCUUCCUUGAUGGAGUCCUGAGAUGUACACCUAUGUCACAGCCUGGAGGGUUUCAAAGCCCAGUGGGAUCAUUUAUCAAAGUCUUCUGAACCAGAAAAUCUAAGAGUUGUGGGUGUGAGACUUUGCUAGAUGUUGCCCUUUGGAAUGGCCGUGACUGGGACCCUCGGUUCUGCUGGUGUGACCGGGUGGUGAUCGGUACAGUAUGGUAUGUGAGCUUGCACGUUGUGGACAGUGCUGAGAAAUGUUGUUCUACAAGACCUCCGUUGGCUGUCUAUGUUUGAGCCUUGCUCCCAAAAGGUGGGGUCCAACUUGUGACUCCACACGGCAGGGCGGCUGCUGGGAAAUUGGCGGAUGAAGUGUAAUCACUAUCAGCAAACGAGGAGAAAAUACUCCUUUGAAUCGUUCAUGAGAAGUGAAGUGUAAAGUGUGCAGGAAAGGUUUAGACAGACAUGGUUUUCAAGAUGCUUCUGUUCUAGCAGGAGAUGUCAACACCUCAUUGAGAGAAUGGCUGACAUUACGCACAAGCCAAUAAGGAGUUCCGUCACCAAAAUAUUACCCAAUAUGAGGGUGACUUGUGCUUUUCCCAUUCUCUUUAAGGAAUUGUUAAAUUGUCAAAAAAAAAUGUUGUGAGUUGGAUAUGAAACCGGAAUGUCUUAGUACCCCUCGGAGCAAUAAUGAGUUAUCCCGUUAACUUCCGUUCCUCCCAUUGAUGGAUACAAUAUAAUUCUUGCUGUCUGUCAUAAAGAUCCUCCUAUAUACAGACUAUAAUGCAUCUACAAGACAUAUAUAUUUAGACGCCAUGACCCGAGAGACGUCAGCUAUUCCUGUGUUGCUUGGAGUCUUAUCAAAGUUUUUAUGCUGCACAGAACAGAAGUGACAGAGUAACAGAGGAGAAUAUCUCAAUGACUUUCCCCGUUUCAGUGCCUUCAGCUGCUGUUCCGUCACAGCUCAUUUUGCCUUCAAUAGAACAUAGUAUUUUUAGGGGAAGCUCUGUAGAAAGCCACAUGGAGUAUAAAGCCCGACCUUUGGUUUUAAUAAACAAAAAUUGCAUUAAAAAAAAAACAACUGAACAAACAACCCUUCCUAAAACAAUAUGGCUUCCAGACGCAGUCCCAGAUGCCUUGUAGUUGUACAUGGUCGCCAGGUGUGUGGUAUAAGCCAUGACUGAGUAUGCACUAUGCUUGUGUGAUUUUACUUUAUACCGCUGGUUUUAUGAAAGAAGAGUUUUCAUUGGUAGAAGAAAAGAUGAACAAAGUUACAGGGUAAUUUCGCAUGAAAUGAAUUUUAUGGUGGGACAGGCCGUUCUCUCAGGUGCAAAUUUCCGGUGAUGCAAUCUUUCGGGUCAGUGCUAAUCCACAAAGUGCCUAUUCCACAGCUCUGUAUUUCUAAACUCACAUUGUGUAGUCUACAAACAGAGGUGGGAAAAUGACCGGACAUUCAUUGUGCUCUGAUGUGUAGGUCAGAUUCCAGUGCAAACACAAUAAGGGGAAUCGUUACUGGCACAUUUCAUAUGGGGAAGGGUUAAAUUCCCAGCCAAAUAUUCAGCAGAACACUUCCACAAAUUGCUCACGUGACUCCUGUCCUGUCUAUUUUCUCUAGCGCAGAGAUUUCACCGCCACCAGCAAAAUCCGAUAACUCCUGUUAUGAAAAUUCCCCAUUGUGGGUGCAAUAUCCACUGACGGGGUGGGGGUGGGGGGGAUUUCUACACAGCAAAAAAUGAAUUCCAACUAUGAACCUAUUUAUCUUUAAUUACUUUCAGAAUAAUUGUGAUAAUAUUGCACAUAGCUGAAUGUAAUAUUCCAUCCAUCAGAUAAUAUCCAAGACCCAUUUCUACAUAUAAAAUGUAAAUUUUGGGGGCAGUUAUUACACCCAGUGCUGUGAGUAGCUGUGUAAUAUUAUUAUUGUUUCUAUUAUCAUUUGUAACAAACUGCUGUGAUAUUACGGUUAGCGUUCCUUGAAGGGCUCAGGUGCGUUAACGCAUUUCGCCGCAACAGCCGGAUUCUGCAUCAGUUUUGUAUCAGCAAAAUAUAUAUAUAUUUUUAAAUGACAUUUUGUAGCUGAGAUAUGGGUUAAAGUGUAAUUUGUAAUAUACUGUACACACAUGUAAAAAGAAUUUGCCUGAACUCAAGAUAUUUUACAGCGUGUUCUGGAUACAGACGUUCACCUCGCUUCCUGUUUUGUGUAACAAGAAGUCCGUCCAAAAGCUCCGUAUUACAGUACAAAGGAAAAUUACUUGGACUUUGUUCAUUUGGAAGAUCACACGGAAUGGCAGUUACUUUAUGUUCCGCCCAUGUAUCGAAACUCUGACAUGUAUUUAUCAAUGGAAAAAUAUAAACUUUUACAUAGGGUUGAUUUUUCUUUUUAAGCUAUAGUAUUCCUCUAAGUACAGUACAUGAAAAGGUUGUUUCUGACUUUCCUCAUACACUCUCUUCCACUGAGCACACACUCACAUCCACUGAGCACACACUCACAUCUGCUGAGCACACACUCUCUUCCACUGAGCACACACUCACAUCCGCUGAGCACACACUCUCUUCCACUGAGCACACACUCACAUCCGCUGAGCACACACUCUAUUCCACUGAGCACACACUCACAUCCUCUGAGCACACACUCACAUCCUCUGAGCAAGCUCUCACAUCUGAGCACACACUCUCUUCCACUGAGCACACACUCACAUCCACUGAGCACACACUCACAUCCUCUGAGCACACACUCUCUUCCACUGAGCACACACUCACAUCCGCUGAGCACACACUCUAUUCCACUGAGCACACACUCACAUCCGCUGAGCACACACUCUUCCACCGAGCACACACUCACAUCCGCUGAGCACACACUCUCUUCCACUGAGCACACACUCACAUCCGCUGCCUCUGUGGAUGCUCUGGCAAUCUGCCCCACAGGCCGCUCACAGUCUGCAGCUGUUGUGUCAGAGGACACAUAGGGGCUCAAUUAUCAACGAGUGAUAAAAAUCUUCGUGAAUGAUGAAACUCGUCGUGAAUGAUGAAACUCGUUGCAUAUGAUAAAUGGUGCUCCAGCCAAUCAGCUUCUGUCAUGUGACGGCGGCAUCCCGACCAUCAAACUUUUGACAGCCCCUAACCCUCCCCUGCCCUCUACCCUAACCCUCCCCUGCCCUCUACCCUAACCCUCCCCUCUAUCCUAACCUUCCCCUGCCCUCUACCGUAACCCUCCCCUGCUCCCUACUCUAACCCUCCCCUGCCCUCUACCUUAACCUUCCCCUCUACCCUAACCCUCCCCUCUACCCUAACCCUCCCCUGCCCUCUACCCUAACCCUCCCCUCUACUCUAACCCUCCCCUGCCCUCUACCCUAACCCUCCCCUCUACCCUAACCAUCCCCUGCCCUCUACCCUAACCCUCCCCUGCCCUCUACCCAAACCCUCCCCUACCCUCUACCCUAACCCUCCCCUCUAUCCUAACCUUCCCCUGCCCUCUACUGUAACCCUCCCCUGCUCCCUACUCUAACCCUCCCCUGCCCUCUACCUUAACCUUCCCCUCUACCCUAACCCUCCCUCUACCCUAACCCUCCCCUGUCCUCUACCCUAACCCUCCCCUCUACUCUAACCCUCCCCUGCCCUCUACCCUAACCCUCCCCUCUACCCUAACCAUCCCCUGCCCUCUACCCUAACCCUCCCCUCUAUCCUAACCCUCCCCUGCCGUCUACCGUAACCCACCCCUGCUCCCUACUCUAACCCUCCCCUGCCCUCUACCUUAACCUUCCCCUCUACCCUAACCCUCCCCUCUACCCUAACUCUCCCCUGCCCUCUACCCUAACCCUCCCCUGCCCUCUACCCUAACCCUCCCCUCUAUCCUAACCCUCCCUUGCCCUCUACCGUAACCCUCCCCUGCCGUCUACCGUAACCCUCCCCUGCCCUCUACUCUAACCCUCCCUUGUGGUUGUCUAACCUUCCACGGUGAUGCCUAAACCUAACCUUCCCUUCCCCACUACCUAAACCUAACCCUCCCCGCAUGGUGCUUUUACCCUAACCCCCCAUCCCCGGUACCAAACCAUCUCCUUCCCAUCCCUGCACCCUAACCCCCCCUACUAUUGCCUAAACCUAACCUCCCACCCGCCCCAGGCAGGACGCGAGCGCAUCCUGCUAACAGAACGCUCAAGAUUCCAGGUGUCGUCAUUUUGACACCGGGAUCCCGAGAUUGUGAGGCCGGCGUUAUGGACUCCGGCUUCGAUAUUUUGAUGAUGCCAUUUUAUCUACAUCCCCAGCUCCUAACUGUCAUGUGUUUGAAAAAAUGACAGUUGGGAGCUGAUUGGCUGAAGCACCGAGUAUCAUACGCAACGAGUUUUAUCACUCGAUGAUAAAUGGGCCCCUCAGUGCUUAGAAUUUCAAUUCUCUUUCCUUGUUUACAUACACAGCGAGGACAAUCUAACAGCCGGCGCUAGUGAUGCUAUUCACAAUGCAGCCGACGCGUGGCUUCACACCACAGCCGACGUGUCGCCUCACACCGCAGCCGACGUGUCGCUUCACACAGCAGCCGAACUCCUAUUUAUAGUGUCAUUAUUGGACUGCUUUGUGAAUUUGGUUAUAUAGCUUUUCUUUGUGACUUUUCAGUUCGUAGCAGCAGCAGGCGGCUCUGACGUCACCCCCUAAGCUCAGCCCCUGAGGGAGGCGGAGUAGAGUCAGCCGGGUAUAUAAUCGGGGGGCUCAGUCUGGGAGUGGGGGGCUUGGGGGUGGCUGCUGCUCUCAUGAAACAUAGAACUUGCAGUUGUGUGAUAAUAACAUAACAUAUGACAUAAUCAGAUUUCUGUUUGAACGUGUUGUAUGUAGAUAAUGGUAUUUAAGUGUCUGGAGAGCUGUGAUCAGCUAUGUAACAAAUACUGUGUAUAAUAUACUGCACUCUGUGUAUAAGUGCCCGGCACACAGAACCCCAAUAAAUAUCAUUGCUCUCUC